AUGAAUCCCGAAUACGACUAUCUCUUCAAGCUCCUCCUCAUCGGAGACUCCGGUGUCGGAAAGUCUUGCUUGCUCUUGCGGUUCGCCGACGACACCUACACCGAGUCCUACAUCUCCACGAUCGGCGUUGACUUCAAAAUCCGGACGAUCGAACUCGACGGGAAGACCGUGAAGCUCCAGAUUUGGGAUACUGCCGGCCAAGAACGCUUCCGCACAAUCACAUCCUCAUACUACCGUGGCGCGCACGGCAUCUGCGUCGUCUACGAUGUUACCGAUAUGGACAGCUUCAACAACGUGAAGCAAUGGCUCCAAGAAAUCGACAGGUACGCCACCGAGGGCGUUAACAAGCUCCUGGUUGGCAACAAGAGCGAUAUGGCGGAUAAGAAGGUGGUUGAUUACCAAGUCGCAAAGGAAUUUGCCGACAGCUUGGGCAUCCCAUUCCUCGAGACAUCAGCAAAGAACGCCAGCAACGUCGAGCAGGCUUUCUUGACCAUGGCUCGCCAGAUCAAGGAGCGCAUGGGCAGCAGCAUUGCCACCAACAACACCAAGGCGAACGUCAACGUGUCGCCUGGACAGGGUGUCUCCAACAACCAGUCCGGUGGCUGUUGCUAA
Messenger RNA from Podospora anserina S mat+, 612 nucleotides. RefSeq lists its product as uncharacterized. Gene Ontology annotation, molecular function: GTPase activity; GTP binding. The record is from RefSeq and is a predicted model, not a curated record. The transcript is spliced from 5 exons. NCBI's taxonomy places the organism in Eukaryota, Fungi, Ascomycota, Sordariomycetes, Sordariales, Podosporaceae. Bases 1 to 612 code for a protein of 203 amino acids.